This is a messenger RNA of Lactuca sativa (garden lettuce), 1671 nucleotides long. Its product is annotated as protein TUNICAMYCIN INDUCED 1. NCBI's taxonomy places the organism in Eukaryota, Viridiplantae, Streptophyta, Magnoliopsida, Asterales, Asteraceae. The record is from RefSeq and is a predicted model, not a curated record.
AAUCCCGUUCCCGACACCGUCAUCCUACCAAGAAAUCGCGUGCCACGUGUACCACUAAAAUCAUUUACUACCCUGAUAGCAUGUCCACCUCAUCUCCUCGCCAUUCGGCACUGACCAUCAAUUUAUCUCCCUCCAGAAGCAUCGUCGUUUUACCUGCACAUCUUCAUCACAAACCGUUUAAAACCCCCAACAUAAGGCCAAAAAAAGCUAUCAAAUCACAAUUCUUGAAUCCUCAUCGUUUCUGUCGUCUCCCAAUUGGAAAUUCCACUCCUCAAUGGCUCUUAGGCUGUUGAAUUUUGCAGGUUAUGUAUGUUUUUUAGCCCUAAUAGUUCAAUUUCGGGGUUCAGAGGCUUUGAUCUCGGCACCUGACAUCAAUCAACAACAUCCUAAAGCCAUAGCGGAUUUGAAGGAAGCUAUUGUCAAAGGAUUAGGGCUUCAAUCGGAUGAUUUUAAGAUAUCUGGCUUUGAUGCACGAGACGCCUUAGUCGGCCGAUCCCUAGCUUAUGAGUUUGAUAUCGAAAUCGAUGAUAAGAUUCUUCCAUUUAAACUUAUGGAGGAUGUCAAUAGAUGGGAAUACGUGGAUUUACCUAUUUUCCAAAUGCAAGAUCAGAUCAUAAACGCCGGUGAUGAGAAUGGUCUGGUCGAGAAAAAAGUCCUCGGAGAAAGGCUACCUGUUUUGGCUCCAUUUCAGCUCGCAGGCCCAAUGGAGCUCUGGAUCCAAGACGCCAAGGACAUGAGGCUUUCCUUGCCUCAUGACGUUGAUGCUGGUGAACUAAGGAAAAUAAUCCUAGCAGAUGGUGCGGUUGUGACAGUGAAGGGUGCCCGAUCGGUCAGCCUACGCCACCCAAUCGAGCUUCCACUUCCAUUAAACACCACCCAAAACGGCUUCGCUUCAGGUCUCCUAACCCUAGCAGAACGCCUCCGACACGCUUCCCAAACACAAACUCAACUUCUCUCCCUUCGAAUCGUGGGCCCUACGUCUCUCACAUCACCAACUCCAUCCUCACCAUCUUCAAAGCUCAAACUCAAGCUCAAGCGCCUCGCACCUGGUUUAGUCGAACUCUCCUCGGUUUCAAAAACCGCAAUCUCAACCGUUGAUCAUCUUCAAGAAGACGCCCCGACCCUCCUGACACCGGACCAUUUCACCACAUUAUGGCCGGUGACAUCCAUCAACGGUUCACACUCGAACCUAGUUGGGUUAGAAAGACUGCUGACGUCGGUUUUGGGUUCGAAAGCCAGUAAAGAGGGUUCGUUUAAGCUUUUGAAAGCAGAUGUAUCGGCUCGUACUUUUGUGAAGAUAGGGUUCAGAGUGGAGAAGAAGCUGAGCGGAGCCGGAAACCUGUCAGAGUGGGAGAGUCAGCGUGUAGGUCAGCUGCCCGAAUGGAGGACGAAGCCGGAAACAAUGAAGAUGCAUUUUGAGGUGGUGGCGAAGGUUGAUGGAGAUAAGUUUGUGCCGGAGAGAGUUGUGCAGAUUCAGCCUGUUGCUGUGCAGCAUACUGUAGCACAAAGUGUUUUUGUUGGGAACACAUCUAUGUCUAAGCAGCCUCUUGUUUAUACUCCUUUUAGUCCAUUUGCGUUAUAAAGGUUACAAAAGUUUCUAUAUAUUGAAAAUGAAUCCUUUUAUUUAUCAUUUUCAGAGUAUAUACAAAGAUCAUAUGUUUUAUAGGAUUA